Entrophospora candida is the source of this 278-nucleotide messenger RNA. Lineage: Eukaryota; Fungi; Glomeromycota; Glomeromycetes; Entrophosporales; Entrophosporaceae. The record is from the annotation of a GenBank genome assembly.
GAAGAAUAUCAGACCCAAACAGGGGACUAUAAAUUAUUUGAAGACACUGAGUCAGAACCAUCAGUAGUAACAGAUUCUGAGCUUACUCAAUUUAAUCUUUCAGAAACUGACGUGGAUCGUAUGUCAGAGGAAGAAACUGCAAGCCAAGCAGUAGAAGAGGACUUAAUAACCUUAGAAGAAGAUACUGGUGAACAGCCAGAAAUAACUCCUUAUUUUAUUAAUAGCGAAUCUAGUGAUACUUCUGAAAAAGGAAGUAGUGACAUAAUUCAAGAAGAAGG